GGCCCUGUAAGAGGAACCAAAAACAGGAAGAGGAAGUUCAAGUGGACAGAGCGCUGAUGGAGACGAUAGAUGAAAAGAACAGUCCAGUCACUCUCGCAAACGGCGCCUACCCGGUACGGUGCACUGAGGAAGUACUUCUCCCUUUCUUCACAGAUGAGAGUCUGCAGGCCGCCAUGAACUCACAGCACCCUCCCGCCUCCUGCAGCGUCCCUCUUGCUCUCUCAGAGAUUAGACUGGUGCUCCUGGGCAGGAAAGGAGCAGGGAAGAGCGCGGCGGGCAACACCAUCUUAGGAUGGGAAGUUGGAGGGUUUGAGAGUGGGAAGCCUACAGAGGAAUGUGUGAAGAGACGAGCUGAUGUGACAGGAAGAAAAGUCACAGUUGUGGACACCCCAGGGUGGGAGUGGUACUACCCACUCAACAGCACACCCAACUGGGUGAGGAGAGAAACUUUACGGAGCGUGUCGCUGUGUCCUCCUGGACCCCACGCUGUGAUGCUGGUGGUGAGGGCCUGUGCUGCAGUGACGGAGGCCUACAUCACUGAGAUAGAGGAGCAGCUAAAGCUACUGGGAAAAAGAGCUUGGGAGCACACCAUGCUGCUGUUCACCAGGGGAGACGAACUGGGCCUAACGUCCAUGGAGCAGCGGAUCCUGACAUGCGGACCAGCACUCCAGAGACUCCUCCAGAAGUGUGGGAACAGAUACCAUGUUGUGAACAACCGUAGCAAAGGAGAUAGGACACAGGUUCAAGAGCUGAUAAGGAAGCUGGAGGAGAUGAUGGCGGCGAAGGAGGGGAGCAGCCAUUUAGAGAUGGAUAAUACGGUUCUGUCGGGUCUGGAGGCGGACGGGAAGAGGAGAGCAAGGGAGAGGAGGAAGAAACAAAGACAGAUGGAGGAGCAGAUACAGAGAGGAACCAUCAAAGCUGCUCUCAUGAACGAUGGGGCGUCUGAACUAGACGCCCACCAGUCGUUCUCCAAGGCUCCUCGACGUCUACCUGAGGUCAGACUGGUUCUUCUGGGCGAGCGCGAGACAGGAAAGAGCUCUGCUGGAAACAUCAUCCUGGGGAAGACUUGCUUCUUCCAGGCAGGGGUGGCAACUGAAGAGUGCAUUCGUCAUCAAGCGGAGGUGUCCAUGCGGCUUGUGACAGUGGUGGACUCUCCGGGCUGGGAGGCGGGUGUAGCAGGGGCAACACCAGAGAGGGUAAAGAGGGAGAUUGUCGGUAGUGUUACCUUGUGUCCUCCUGGACCCCACGCUCUUCUGCUGACUCUGAGGGUGGAUGUACUGGUUACGGCAGGACAUGUGAGGGAACAUCUGGAGCUUCUGGGUGAGGGUGUAUGGAGACACACAAUGUUGCUGUUCACACACGGGGAUCAGCUUCGAGAGGGGGUGAAUAUUGAGCAGCACAUCCAGAGUGGAGGCAGGGACCUGCAGUUGCUGCUGGAGAAGUGCAGGGGGAGGUACCACGUCAUCAGCAGCAUCGAUGCGGGAGGAAGAGGAGGCUCUGCUAAGGUGACAGAGCUCCUGGAAAAAGUGGAAAAGAUGGCGGCUAUGAACAGGUGCGAGGCUUUCUCCGGUAUGGUUCUGGAAGUGAGGGAUCUGAGCCGGCAAAGGAACGAGAAGUUCAACCUGCGCUUGAAGGAAAUCACAGAUAAAAUGCUUCGUCAGGAGGCAGAGCUAAAGAACAUGCGAGACAGGGAGAUGAAAAGCAUCCGGUGGUUUUUUGAUAGGAAGAAGAAGGUGAAAUCACCCGGGAAGGCAGAUAUUCAAAGGGAAGAGGAGGAUGAUGAGGACAGGAGGGUUGGUGAAAGGAAGAAUGAUAUUGGCGAGCUAGAGGAGAGGAUGCGAUGGCUGACAGAGGAUAAAGAAAGAGAACUUCAAGAUCUGAACAUUGAAAAGGAGAGAAACCGUGUAACACUAAACCAGAAGGAACAAGAGAAGAACAAGCUGACGCUCGACCUGGAGUUAAGAGAGAGAGAGAUCGAGGAGCUGAACGAAAGAAUUGACGAGCAACAACAGAAGCUGCUUGACCUUGAACGUGCCAGUGUUGAAAAUGAACAUGAGAGAAAACUAAAGGAGGACGCCAUCAGAGUGAAGCAACAAGAGUGGGUGAGAGACAUGGAUAUGUUGAAGGAAAAUAUCGCGGUUCACGAGAAAGAGAAAACAGAGUGGAUGGAAAAAGUGAAUUCAUUAAAAGCAGAAAUGGAAGAAUGUAAAAGACAGCAUGACAAUAUUAUUGAGAGAAAAGAGCAAGAUAAAAACCAAGAGAUGGCUGAGAUGGAAAAAGCAUUAAAGAAGGAAAUGGAACUAAAACUCCUUGAAAAAGACCAAGAGCAGGAAAAAUUGAGAAUAAAGGCCUCAGAGGAAAAGCAGAUAACUCUUGAAGGCAUGAAACAUUAUGAAAAAGACAUGGAGAUGAAAGUUGAAGAGAUGAAAUCACAACAUCAGAAAGAGAUGGAGAAGAAAAUGCAAGAGAAAGAGACACAGAUACAUAAUAUACAACUGCAGCAUCAGGAUGAGAUGGCCAGAAAAAUCAGCGACAUGGAAAAAGCGAUGAAGAAAACCAAAGUUCAACACCAGGAAGAAACUGAUCAGAUGCUGAAAGAAAAGACAAAUGAUAUAGAAAAUAUCAAACAACAGCAUGCCAAUGAAAUAAGAGACAUACAGCAAACACAGCAAAGAGAGAUUACUGAGCUGAAAGAGCAGUUUGCAAAAGAAAAGGAGGAACAAGGGCAAGCCAAAAAGAGAGAGAUAGCAGAGUUAGAACAAAAGCAUGCAACCCAAAUAGAGGGACAAAUGAUAGAAAACAAAAAAGAGAAAGACAUGAUUAAUCUAAAUCACAAGAAAGACAUGACGCAAAAGAUGCAAGAGAAAGAAAAAGAGGUAGAAGCCUUAAAAUUACAGCAUCAGGAAGAAAUGACAAGAAAAAUGAAUGAAGUAGAAACACUGAUGGAGGCAAAGAGAAUUGAACACCAAGAGGAAAUCCUUACCAAAGUGAAAGAAAAGGAGGAAGUCCAACAACAGCAUGGUGAUAAGAUAAAAGAAAUAGAGCAAGAAAGACAAAGAGAGGUUAACAAGCUGAAAGAAGAGUUUGAGAAAGAAAUGGAGAAACAACUGCAGCGAAGACAAACAGAGAUAGCAGAGUUAGAACAAAAGUAUGCUGCCGAAAUAGAAGGAAAGGUGCUAGAAAAUGAAAAAGAGAAAGAACUGAUGAUUCAAACUCAUGAAAAACACAUUUUGACAAGAAUGCAAGAGAGAGACCGACAGAUGGAAGAGUUAAAACGUCAGCAUGUUAAUGAAAUUGAAGAAAACAUGCAAGAAAGUGAAAAGGAAAAGGAAAGGCUUGUUAUGAUUUGCAAAAAAGAGAUGGAGCAAAGGUUGGAAGAAAAAGAAAAAGAGAUUGAGGGGAUAAAAUCGCAUGUCAAAGAAGUGAGGGAAAAGCUGCAACAGAAGGAAGAGAGAGAAACUGAUCUCUUGAGGAAACAAAAAGAAAUGGAGCAAAGACUGGAAGAGAAGGAAAAAGAGGUCGAGGAGAGGAAACUGAAUAUCAAACAAAUGAUGCAAAAACUUCAAGAAAAAGACGAGGCAGAAAUUGAUCAUUUAAAUUACAAGAAAGAAAUGGAGCAAAGAUGGAGAGAAAAAGAGCAAGAAGUAGAAGUGAUACAAGAUAAUUUAAAAGAACUUGAGAAAAAACUGCGACAGACCGAAGAAGAGAGAGAACGAGAAAACUCCAAUCACAAGAAGCAGAUGGAGCAGAAACUGCAAGAAAAGGAGCGAGCAAUAGAAAAGUUACAGCAGCACAUAAAGGACGUUGAUGAAAUACUGCAAAGAAAAGACGAAGAGAGAGGAGAAAUUAUUCUGAAUCAGAAGAAAGAAGCAGAGCAAAGACUGCAAGACAGAGAAAAAGAGAUGGAGGAGAUGAAAUUGCAGUUUUUAAAUGACACAGAGAGAAAAGUAAAAGAAAAGGAAACUGAGAUUGAAAGUAUUAAACAGCAGGUUGACGCCAGGGAGACGAGAUGGAGGGAAGAGCAGAGGAGGAAGGAUGAGAAAGGAGAAAAAGAGAUGAACAAACUGAUUGAAAUCAUUGAGAAGAAAACUAAAGAAAUAACACAAGCGCAAUCUCUUCUCGCACAGAGAGAAACUGAGAUUGACGAGGCUAAGACGAUGAGUGCAAACUACAUGAAAGAAAUUGAACAGCUGAAAGAAAGCAAUAAAAACCAAAGCUACAGCCUCAUCGAGACACAGCGACGUCACACGGAGAAAGACGAAGAGCUCAAUCGCCUGAGGCAAAAAGACAAAGAAAGUGAGAAAGAGCUCGUCCAUUUGAGGCUCACGAUCGAGCAAACAAAGUCAGAGCUGAAGCAGCUCAACAAAAAGAUGGAGAAGGAGAUGAACAGCAUGAUUCAGGGAUAUGAAAAGGAGAUAGAAAGCAUGAAGUCAGUUGUACAGGAAAAGGACGACGCCAUGAGUCGUCUGGAGGAGGAAAGUGGGCAAAGCAUUUCAGAUGUCACAGAGAAAUAUGAGGAAAGCCGAAAGAGAGUCGAGGAGCUGCAGGAGCAAAAUGAGAAGAUGAGAAAAGAGGCGGACAAUCUGAAAAUAAAGUGCGAGGAGCUGAAGAAGGAGAGUGAAGAAGAGGCUAGAAAACAUCUCGAGGUGAAAAGCACGGAAUCUGAAAUCCAAGGUGUUCUUAAAGAGAGAAAUCAGGAGGUCGGUGCUUUAAAAGAGGCAAAUGAGAAAUUAAAAGUAGAGAUAGAUGGGAUGAAGGAGAGAGAAGGCGAGUCUCAGAGGCAGAUGAAUGAGAUGAGAGAGCAAUUCCAGAAACAGCUGAUGGAGAAAGAAAGCAAGGUCAGACUCAAAGAUGAGGAAGCUGAGGAGAGAUUGUUGGAAAGGGAAAGAGAGGCAGAGGAAAGGGAACAGGAGCUGAGUAGACGUGAUGAAGCGUUGGGCGAAAGAGGGCAUGAACUCGAAGCGCAAGAGGAAACGCUUCUUGAAAAACAGGGAAAGCUUGAAAGUAAGGAACAAGAACUUCAAAAACUGGAAACAAGCUUAGAGAUAAAACAGAAAGAGCUUGAAGAAAGGGACAGACAUGAGAAAGAUGUUAAAAUCAGAGCAGAGAAAAUCCAGAAAAUGGAAAAGGAGCUAGAAAGCUUGCUCCAAGCGCUGGAGGGCAAAAAGGAGGAACUAAACUGUCACGGUCAAGAUCUUCAAAAGAAAGUUAAAGGGCUGAAGGAUCAGGGGAAAGAGCUAAAAGAUAGAGAGUAUUACUUGAGAAAUGAAGCACAGGAGCUGAUCAACUGGAAGUCAGAGCUGCAGAUGCAAAACGAACACGUGAGCUCUACGACGCAGGAGUUAGAUAACAUGAGGCGAGACAUGGCGUUGCUGAAGGAAGAACUUCACAAAAAAGAGGCAAAUUUAAAGAUGGCGUUUAACAAACUGAGAAAGUGGCAGCAGAGUCUCGAAGAAAAGGAGGCAGAGAUGUGCAGAGGAGGGCAAAGCCAGUCUGAUCAAGAGGUAGAGAUCGGACAACAAGAGGUCGAUGAGACUGAUCCUUUCGAGCUAGCAGCUGAGAGCUCAGAUGAGGAAGAGUUGCGUUUAAUGUACGAGGAGCUUGGCGUGGUGGAUGAACAGGAGAGGAAGGGAAAAGGAAAAGGAAGAGAGUCAGAUAAAGAUGAAAAGGAUCGGGAGGAUCAGAAGACAAGAGCGGCGACAUCAGCCUCAGAAAGCGAUAACUGUCACCUUGAAACGCUAAAAGAGACGGAAAAGGAAGUGAAGAGUGCAAAGGUCACGAGAGAUUUCAAGGUGUUAUCUUCAAGUCAGGGUCACAGAGGCUUAAACAACACUCCUGGGACUGAUAUCAAGGUGGUGGUGUUAGGGGAGAACUGGUCAUCUCGCUCCCCAGCUGGAGUCGCCAUCCUGGGCGGAGAGGCGUCCGAACUUAACGGUACUACAAACAGGCCUUGGAGAGGUCAGAUAGCUGGACGGCGCCUCGCUGUUGCAGAACCGCUCGGUUUGAGGUGGCGAGACGGACCCGAUCCAACCAACGCAGCGCAGAGACAAAGCAUUCUCGAGUGUACCUCCUGGUGUCGCCCAGGACCUCACGUCGUCCUCCUGCUCGUGCCGGCCUUCUUGAACUGCACAAAGAAAUACAGGAGAGCUGUGGAGGAGCACAUGAGUUUGCUGGGGGAAGAGAUAUGGCAGCGCACACUGGUGCUUUUCACAUGGGGGGAAACUUUAGCUGUGAGCGCAGAGCAGCACAUCCUGAGGAACGGAGAGCUGAGUGAACUUGUGGAGAAAUGUGGAGGCGGGUAUCACGUGCUGACAAGUAAGAAAAGCAACUCUCAGAUUGAGGGAUUAUUUGAGAAGAUGGAGGAUAUAGUGUCUUAAAACAGCAGAGAGUAGUUUUAGUUUUUGGUGGAGAACUGUAAAAACUGUGUGAAUUUAUCAUGUAAGAUAAUGUUUUUA
Messenger RNA from Scomber japonicus (chub mackerel), 6455 nucleotides. RefSeq names its product trichohyalin. The record is from RefSeq and is a predicted model, not a curated record. The transcript has 3 exons. Gene Ontology annotation, molecular function: GTP binding. Lineage: Eukaryota; Metazoa; Chordata; Actinopteri; Scombriformes; Scombridae. Bases 57 to 6377 code for a protein of 2106 amino acids.